AGCGGGCAUUAACUUUUGUUUUUUGUCUUACUAGGUGCACGAUGGAGCUGAAUUAUGGAGUACGUUCGGCAGGAGCGAAGAGGAAGAUUCUCAGGCCCCACAGGUUCAGGGAAGAUCCAGGAGCAGCAGGGGAGCCUUCGCUAGGAGAGGAGAGCAGGGUAAGAGGUUCCAUUCAGCAGCUGAAGAAGAGACGGCUGAUCGCCAGCGGGGAAGAUCCGAAAGUGAGUGGUUUGUCCGAGGCGUCGCGAGAUUGGGAGCGGGACUUCGACGACGGAAGCGACGGUGAGGAAGAUCCGGCUAGCAUUCGGCGGCAAGUCAGCGAAGAGGCAGGAGUUCCCGGUGAGAGUUCGUGCGAAGGUCUGAAAUAGAGAAGAGGAGGAGAGCUGGCGGCAGUGGAGGAAGGAAAAAGAAAUGAGGAUGGAAGAAGCAGGACCUUCUCGAGACAUGGAAGUGGAGCAGGGCAAAAGGCACAGAAGGAGGUGACGGUUUCGCAGGAAGUAAGAGCGGCAGGAGGGGUCAGAGAUGCAUCUGUUGGCAGGACGUUUAGAUGAACAGCUUCCAAAGCAAAUUCCAUUUACCAUACUCUCUGGUGAUAAAGGCUUUCUGGAAUUGGAGAGCCAGUUUAAGAAAACUCAGCGGCCCGCUCACAUUCUGAAUCCUCACCACUUGGAGGGAGAUAUGAUGUGUGCACUUCUAAACAGCAUAUCUGAUACAAUGCAAGAUGCAAAUGAUAAAACAGAAGAUGCUCUAACAGAACUGGAUGAAGAUGCCAAUUUGAAAGAAGCUAUCAGAAGAAGUAUGACAGAGAUGUAAAGCAGGAAUAAAAAGAGAUGUAAAGCAGGAAUAAAAACAUUACCUUGAAAUAGAACUGCCAAUCCCUUAGAGAAAUAUGGAGCAUGGUAUAUUCCAGAUAUGCGAUUAACUAGCACUUCAUUAAUGAAGCCUGUCCUGACACAAACUCUGGUAACCAUUUCCUACUUGUUUGUAUCCAUCUUUCUGGAAUAACCUCUAUUAAACAUGUGCAGGUACAACAAUCAAAUCAGGUUUACGUUUUACAUGAAUUUUGCUUUAUUUCCCUGAUUCUGGAAUCAAACUUCAAAUCUUUGAUUGUUCUUUUUCUUUAAACUUUUUAAAUCUUACUUUUUUUUUCCUGAAAUGUGUCUGCAGGGGGGCAGUGAUUGUCCAUUUAAAAGUGUUUGUCUUUUAUUUUACCUAUCCUAUCCUUUUCAUAUGUGUUGAUAUAUAUUUAAAAAAUAAAUUUAUUUUGAAGAA
Xenopus laevis (African clawed frog) is the source of this 1272-nucleotide messenger RNA. RefSeq names its product E3 SUMO-protein ligase ZNF451. Bases 523 to 813 code for a protein of 96 amino acids. The record is from RefSeq and is a predicted model, not a curated record. The transcript has 5 exons. NCBI's taxonomy places the organism in Eukaryota, Metazoa, Chordata, Amphibia, Anura, Pipidae.